Molecule: messenger RNA, 7993 nt
Organism: Bursaphelenchus xylophilus (pine wood nematode)
Lineage: Eukaryota; Metazoa; Nematoda; Chromadorea; Rhabditida; Aphelenchoididae
Source: the annotation of a GenBank genome assembly
AUGACGGACCGUAUCUUCCUUUCCUCAAGGCGAUUGAGUACGGAAAGGUCCGCUGUACGGAAACGUCCGCUGCGGAAAGGUCCGCUAAAAAAAGGAAAAGAAGAGGGUGGGAAAAAAAGGAUUUUUUGUGAAAAUUGUAAAAAAUUGAAAUGUUUUCGCUUCGGGACUGGAAACAAAAGGAUUUUUUGUGAAAAUUGAAUAAAAUUUGAAAUGUUUUCGCUUCGGGGCAUGAAACAAAAGGAUUUUUUGUGAAAUUUGAAUAAAAUUUGAAAUGUUUUCGCUUCGGGACAUGAAACAAAAGGAUUUUUUGUGAAAUUUGAGUAAAAUUUGAAGUGUUUUCGCUUCGGGACUUGGAAAAAAGGAUUUUUUGUGAAAUUUGAAUAAAAUUAGAAAUUUUUUCGAGCUGACUGAGUAUGAACUGACUGAAUAUGAAAACUGGGUUUCUGUUACUUUACUACCUUUAGGGAUUCUUUUUGAAAUUUUUUCGACUUAUAACACUUUUAGACGUUAAUGGUGUUGUUUUGGUGCCUAGUACUGCUUAAAAAACACAUUUUUAACACUUGGUACUAAAUAGUACCAGGUAGUACUAUUUAGUACGAGGUGCAAAUUUGGCCGUAAGGCGGUAAUGGCGUUGGUUUGGUGCCUAGUAGAACCCAAAAACACGUUUUAUCACUUGGUACUAUAUAGUACCAACUGGUACUGUUUAGUGAGAAGUGAAAAUUUGGCCGUAAGGCAGUAAUGAUGAUGGUUUGGUGCUUAGUAGAGCCCAAAAACACGUGGUACUAUAGAGUACCAGGUAGUACUAUAUAGUACCAGGUGGUACCAUUGGUUUUAGACAAAAUUUUAGUGCUGGCGGCACCACAGUUAAUAUUCAGUCAGACACCCUUUUUCUACUCCCGAUGCGAAAAGAUUUCAAAAUUUUGUUGAAUUUUUCAAACAAUUCUUUUUUUUCUCAGUCCCGAAGCGAAAACAUUUCAAAUUUUUUUCAAAUUUCACCAAAAAUUCUUUUUUUGAUGUCCCGAAGCGAAAACAUUUCAAAUUUAUUCAAAUUUCACAAAAAAUCCUUUUUUUCAAGUCUCGAAGCGAAAACAUUUCAAAAAAAAUUUUUUUCGAGACUAGUCACACCUAAAAAUCAAAACACCAAGUACAAUAUAACUUACGCCUAAAUCCAUUACUCAAAAAAAUUUUUUUUAAAAUUACUAGUUAACACUACUGCAUAAGCAAAAUUGUAAAAUUCAAAAAAAAAUGGAUACGAUAUUCGAAAUCUGCGCCUUCGAAAACCUCCCCCUCCCCGCCCUCCUCUUUUUUUUUAGCGGACCUUUCCGCACAGCGGACCUUUCCGCGCAGCGGACCUUUCCGCACAGCGGACCUUUCCGUCCUUCGUGCCUCAAGGCUGUUGAUUUUUUCGGGCUGUGCAGGAAUUUUGCCCCAAUUUUUUCUUUGAUUUCAGCGUGCCCUGUCGAGAGUGUGGUACGCCAAGUACUUUGAACGCAUGUGCGAUUUUUGCUCGGAGGUAUUCGGCAAAAAAGAGGAUCCAGAUUUCAAAAGAGGAUGCGCACAGGACUGCUGGAAUAACCCGUAUAUCCUGGCUUGUUUCAAGCGGUACAACGAACAGUAUCGUAUCGUGACCAAGCUGAACGACAAGUCCAAACCGGAGAACUGUCUGGUAGGUUGCUUUUUCUUUUUUUUUUCUCUUUUUUCUAGGGAAGGGGCUUUUCUUGGUUCCGAAAGGCUUUUUUCCGAGCUGCGCCCAAGGUUUGGGCGGGAAUUCUUUCGUUGCAGCAGAACUCUCCCCUUUUCUGAAUUCUCCCCCAAUCUGAACUCUCCCCUUUUUUCAACUCUCCUCCUUUCGAACUCUCCCCCUUCUUGAACACUCCCCCUCAUUUUUCAAAUUGAAAAAACAAGGUGUGACAUGUUAUACGAUGGAAAUUUUUUUCAAAUUGAGAAAAAUUAGGUGUGACAUCUUAUACGAUGGAAUUUUUUUUUCACGUUGAAAAAAUAAGGUGUGACAUCUUAUACGGCGAAAGCUUUUUUUUGCAAUUUGAAAAAAAAUCUAUCGUAUAAAAUGUCCCUCGUUUUUUUCAAUUUUCAACAUGGGCGAGUGUUCAAAAAGGGGGAGAGUUCGGAUUUUUUUGGUGAAAAUCAAAAAAAGGGGAGAGUUCAGGCUCAACCGAAUUUUUUAUUGUACUUACAAGAGAAUGAAGGGGAAUUCCCCUCGGUGCGAUCCUCUGAUUUUCUUUUAAUUUUUCGCACACGCCAGGCAUUUGCCAGGUAUAAAUUCCUGAAAGUUUUAGCUCGCGCUUUGCACGGAGAGCCGAGAUAUUCAACGAUGUUUGCGGCCGAGAGAGCAUGCGAAAUGUGGAGGACGGUCGGAGAAAAAUUAGUUUUUGGCCAUAAAUUUGCCAGUUUUGUUCGGAAAUUUUUCAUUUUUUGUAGGCAUGUUACACUCCGCCUUAGAAAUAGUCAUGCAACUUUUUGUCCCAAAGUCUGCAAAAAAAAUCGCAUGGUUGCCAACUUUUGACCUAAAAAUCUCGCUUGUUUCUGCAGAGCGCGAGCUAGGAGUCUAGCAUACGUCUUGGAAAAAAUUGUUUUAAAUUUGGGCCGUCUUUUUUACUAAAGGAUUAUUUUAGAUUCAACGUCCCGCCGAGUGGGAACUUCAUGUCGUCAUUGACAGAAUUUGCGCCGUAUGUCAUCAAAUGUUCAGCGAUACGUUGAAGAACCUGCACUUUGAUUGUCGAAAGAAUUGCUACACCAGUCCGGAUUUCUACAAGUGUCUUUCGGUUUUCCACAACGAAGAUUCCGCUAAGAUUCCGUUUCCGAACAAAUAAAUAUUUGAAUAAAUACCCGUCGGCUUUUUUUCUGAAUCAAGGAAAAAUAAAUUCAGUCUCUAAUACUCUCUAAUAUCACAUUAAAUUUCAACUCGGGCGCAAGCCGCGCUUUUAUGUUUUCUGUCCAUCGUAUAAAAUGGACCCGCAGUCUGCAGGUGAGAUUUUGGUGUUCGCGGAUGUCGGAUGUGGAAAACUUACGAUCCAGAUGGUCCGAAAGCUUCUUUGCGACCUAUUUUGGCAAUUUCCUUGUAUUUCAUCGACAAAAAAUUGUCUUUAACUUGCCUUCUUAUUACUUCGUAUAUUGCAACUCGAAAAAUGAUCGAUGUUUUCUCUCCGAGGAUUGAUCCCGAAUCUCGGAGUUUUUUCCUACGCAAGAUGGCGUAUUUGCUCUCAACAUUGCGCAUUGUGGCUCGCUAAAUUCGAGUUGAUUGUUAUUUUUUUCAAAAAUAAUAUUUUCAGACCACUGUGGACGUGAUGAAUUCGUCCGCGGACCUCGUGGACGCCCACGAAGACACUCGCUUUUCGACCCUGGAGGAAGCUUUCGAGUCUUCGAUCUGUUUCCCACCCAACGCCAAUCGUAAAAUUGUCAAUUUCCGGCGAAUUAUCUGGGAAAACUGCCAGUCCAGCCAUGAUUUCCGCGAGAAGAACGAGGCUCACGAAAAGAUGUUUGAAAACAUCUUCAAUGCUAAGGAAAACGAUGUCUUGCAGCUGUACCUCAUGUUUAUGGACUUUGUUAUUUGGAUCAACAAACUGUACGACUCGGAAUUUGUGCAGAAAAAGGACUACAACGACUUCAAUUUGAUGUGCAACACAUGUAUAGACGCCUUUUGCGCGACGGUCGAUAAAUUCGACGAAAAGGAGAUGGAAAAAGCCACAGAGGAGCUUUGUACAAUCCGGCCCUUGGUAAGUUAGGUUUCUUUUGUUUCUUUGUCGCUUUAGAUAUCCAUGCGACAUUGCGCAUCCACCUAUACCUAAAUCAAUGUAUGGAAAAAUCUUGACGUGAAAAUUAUAAAAACGUUUGUGAUGAGCUUUUUUACCCUGCUCUUCUUGUUUCUCAACCAUUUUUGUAUUAUCUCCCGUUCUUUUUUGUUUCAAAAUCGAUCAGUUCAUUCUUCUGGGGCCUAAAAUAAUAUAACUUGGAGGGUUUGAUCUAUGAACCUUCAAUUUUUUUCAGGACCGCUUUCUCUAUUGCAUUUGCCGCUCAAAAUGGUAUCGACUAUACACAUUAGCCUUUAAUUUUAGCGCCUUCAAUGAUGCGUUUAACCGAUAUUUGGGAGUAAGUAUCACUUUCAUCGCAAAUGUAAAUCUAGGCGCUGAAAACCUUCUACAAACGCGGAAAAGACUCGUUGAGAUGGAUUAUCGAGAUGAAAUUCUUCUCCAAUCAUCAUCCUGAAAGAGUAGGUUUUUAUUUUCGUUUUCUGUGUUUAGAUGUGCCCAUCUCAUGGAUAAUGUAAUUUCUCUGUGGGUUUGAUAUUCUGGCGGGGAGGAAUGAAGUAAGAUGGUGUGUUGUGCUUUUUUGCGCUGAAAUAUGCGAAUGGAUCUCGAGUUGACUACCCUGCUUUUGUUGGUUUAGAUUUCAAAUGGGGUGGACAAGACAAAAAUUAUUUUCAUGGGUUUCAUCUUUAGUUGAUUACUCUGGCAUUGAUCGAGAACAUGUUGCCAAACCUAUUGCCUCAUUACGAAGAGAAAAAGAAAGAUAUGAAGGUGAAGUUCGAACUCGAACAAAUGGUUCUUUUCCUGGACCGCGCGUUGGUGAGCGCUCGGAAUCGUAGAUGCUAUCUUCGGCCGAAUUUCGACGUGGGGUUUGACAAAAUGUCUACCGAUUGUGCGGAACGUCUCCUGCAAACGGUCCGUGAGUCCACUUUGACCAGAACCGUGUUCUUGCUUCGGAAAAUGUUCGAUUUACCCGACGAGUACUGCAAAUUUUCGACGUUCGUUCGGCACCUCACCGCGUUCUUCACUGCGGUCCGCGACUACCGCAUCUCCAGCGCGAAGGCCGAAAACGAGGAAGAGGGUGAGUUUGCCUUCGAUAUUUUCCAACAAAGGGUCCACCACCACUUCAAAGACAACUACUACAUGAGAUACGCCGGCCUGGUCUACAUCAUGGACGAAUCGGUUUCGGAGGCCCUGUUCUUCGCUUAUUACAACGACAUCCCGAGAAGCGAUUGGCCGCUGAAAUUGAAGAGAGCGGAGACCGAAGAAAAGCGAAAUAAAAUCUUGCCAUUAAUCGAUGAAUAGUGGGUUUGGGGAUUGAAAUAACUUUGUUUAUUACUGAAAGUAUUUGAAAGUUCGGGGAUCGAAAUUGGGGAAGUUGACAACUGGGGAAAGUCAUACUUGGGGAAAAUUAAAAAUAUUAUUUUUUGCAUGCGAUUUUCGAACUCAGGAUAAUCGAUGGUGUUGAUUUGACCUGAUCCAGUGGCAAACAACGUACCAUUUUGCAUCCGGGAAUUACAGUGAGGGACCGGAUCCAAUGGCAAAAAACGUCUGAUUUUGCAUCCCGGAAGGGACCAAAAUGUCUCCAAACCCUUCCCUUCUCUAAGCUAAAAACCCCGCUUUGAAGAGCCCGCCUUGAAGGAAACGCUUUUCAAAGCGGAGUUUUUAGCUUAGAGAAGGGAAGGGUUUGGAGUCAUUUUGGUCCCUUCCGGGAUGCAAAAGGAGACGUUUUUUGCCAUUGGAUCAGGUCCCUCACUGUAUCAAAAAUGUGGCAAAAUGCUUCCCUGUCCAAGUGAAAAAACCGUUUUGAAGGGCCCUUUCGCUCACAAAAAGAGCGGGCGCGCUUGAAAUCGGAGUUUUUUCACUUGGAGAGGGAAGCAUUUUGCCACAUUUUUGAUACUUCCCGGAUGCAAAAUGGUACGUUUUUUGCCACUGUAUCAGGUCCCCCACCGUAGUACUGUAAAAUAGUAACUUUUCGAAUUUUUGUCACAAAAAAAUUUGGGGGUUUUCGAUGGUGCCAAUUUGUUUUCCCAAUGUCUUUUUCCCCAAUUAUAUUGUUUUAGUGACCGACGGAUUUUCACGGAAUGCGAAUCCGUGAAGAAUGGCUUUACCAUCGAUAAUGGACACAAAGUUUUGCUCGUCGACUCCGAAGAGCGUCUCAGUCUUUUGAACCAAUUUUGCUUGAAGUCGAAGGAAAUCGGAUUCGAUGCGGAGUGGGAUCAGAGUUAUUCGGCCGAAAUGGGAGUGUAGGUUUAUCGGGGAAGGCAAUUUUUUAGUCGAGGGGGAAUUUUUACCGUUUGAGGAAUUAAUCGUGCCAUGGGUAAUAUAAAAUUUUAUUUUUUCUCUUCAGCUUAGGGCUCAUCCAGCUCUCCUCGAAAGCGCAGACAAUGCUCGUGGAUAUCGAAGCCUUCCGAAGAGCCAAGUUUUCGAAAGAAAGAUGGCAGGGUUUGUUCAAGACCAUCUUUGGAGGCCAGAAACGAAUUUUCGGAUUCGCAUACGAAAGCGAUUUGAAGACGAUUGUUCACAACUUCCCGUGCAUCGAGGAGAUCAUCAAUGACUGCAUGGGGAACUUGGUCUGCCUCAGAAACGCGAUGAUUGCGAUCAGCAGCAACAGGACCGCGGUUGAUGCGAUUUUCAAUGGUAAUUUGACUUUUUUUUGAUUUUGUUGCGUUUUUAGGUGAGAUAAAUAGAUGGGAAGCGUCAAAUAGUUGAUCCUCUGUGAGUGUGAACUUUAUGCACGGGUAUUUUUUGGACGAAAUCGUUUUAGGAUAAAAAAAUCGGAUUUUUGCACUGUGCGACAAAAAAAUUUUUUUGAAUUGCCCAAAAUAUGGGUAGAUCCGUCUGAUGAUGUAAUUUAUGGCGCAAUGGUUUCAGGAGUGGUCCCAGAGCGCCAGAAUCUUCAAUCUUUAUCCGUCGAUUUACUGGGAUGGAAAAUGGAAAAAAUGGAACAAGCCAGUGUUUGGACCGAACGCCCCCUCCGCAAGAGACAACUAGUAUAUGCGGCGAAGGACUCUCUGGCCUGUCUUCUUAUUGGUCAACUCUUCAAAGAGAAAUUGGAGUGGGUUUUGCACAAUGUUGAUAUUAUUUUAGACAACAACUCGAAGCAUGUCAUAUUUGAUAAAAAGUUUCAGUUUUAAGGGAUUUUUUUGAAGUUUGUAGUUUCAGAGGGAUAGUAGAUGAUGUCGAUGAGCUUUUCCCACCGUUGAGAGUGAUUUUCAACCCGGAAAAGGUGAAGGAAUCGAGGAUUGAGGGCAUCAAGAAGUAUGAUGCUUUGCUGGCCGAAAAUAAAACCCAAUCCGGAAAGAAAACGAAGUCCAAUCAUUUCACCAAGAAGGAACUGGUCGAUCUUGUCGAGGUAAGCGACAUUUCAUUUUGUUUUUGAGUUUUUAGACCAUCAACGCCGAUCUGAAGUCUCGAUUCCCCGCGGAAGAGUUCAUCAAGCCGGAUGGUCUGCGAUUAUGCGCCGACCCGAUGUGCACUCAAGUCUCGUUGCUGCUGAGAAGGUGCGGGAUCAGCGUCAUGACCGAGGAGACGGACAAAAAUUACAUGCGAGUGCACGCCGACCCGACCGUAAAGGUCUUAACCACCGGCAAAUUGGUUGCAAAGUACCCUCCGGCCCAAGUCAUCGACCUCCCCGCAUCCGUCGCCACCCUCGACAAGCAGCUGGCGACCUUUUUGGAGACCCAAAAGGUAGUGAUUGACACGAAAAAAAUGGUCCCAAGAUGCUGCAAAUGCAACGCAAGGGACCUGCUGUUUGUCCCAACACCCGUGAUGAGGUACCUGCAUUGCGCAUACGCCAUCGCCAACGCGCACAAAAUGACCCAUUGCUCGUAUUCGACGGAAGAUUUGAGUGAAUAUAAGACACAGUGCAAGGCAAUGCAGCCUCGGAGCAAAAUUGGAAUCGGCAUGUGCAUAUUCGGAGGCAAAACAACGGUUUAUAUGGGACAAAAUGGAAUGAUCGAUAUGAAGUGGGUUUAUAGCUAAUUUUUUACCUUAUUUUGACAUUCAGGAGACUAGGCAUUACCAAAACGGAAAGGGGACGCCCAAUAAACCCGAUCCAAUCCUCCGCGAACAGUCUUGGCGCCCCAACCAAAGCCGUCUACGUCCUGAUCUCAUUGGCCGUCCAUCUCAACCUCAAGGAGUUGGAAAUCCCCGCUGGAACCUUCCACGCAAUCUGCACUCACUGCGGAAAAGAAAACGUCGAAGCGGUCAUUCAUGCUGGGAAUUACUGA